Molecule: messenger RNA, 2123 nt
Organism: Propithecus coquereli (Coquerel's sifaka)
Lineage: Eukaryota; Metazoa; Chordata; Mammalia; Primates; Indriidae
Gene: NMI
Product: N-myc (and STAT) interactor
Exons: 8
Coding region: 242-1183 (313 amino acids)
Cellular component (GO): cytoplasm
Molecular function (GO): nucleic acid binding
Source: RefSeq, a predicted model, not a curated record
CCUGGCAGUGGUGAAGUGUUGGAGAACUUUGUGAAGACAAAGUUGUUAAUGCGACGGACACCUGCUUCGAAGGCACCUCAGAUCUCCCAAAGAGCUUCCGCACAAGGCAGGGCCAGGUCUGGGACCCCGCGCCGUCCCCACCCAGUCCCUCCGGGGGUUCCGGCGACCCGCUCGUGGUUUCCGGGAAGGGAGAGCGCGCUGGGCUCCGGGGCGCUGCGCUCGGCCGGCGGACGCGAGAAUCAUGGCAGCUGAUAAAGACAACAAAAAACAAGUUCUUAAGGAGCAUUGGCCAGACGAAUUUAUGAAAGAUGGACAAAAUGAGGGAUUAAUUGGUGAAAUGAUGAAGGAAAAUGCUCAGCUAAAGGAAGAGAUCCAAAAGCUUGAAGCUGAGAUACAAGAGGCCACCAGAGAAUUCCAGGUUAAAGAGGAUAUUCCUGAAACGAAGAUAAAAUUCUUAUCAGUGGAAACUCCUGAGGAUGACAGCCAGUUUUCAAAUGUCUCUUGUUCAUUUCAAGUGAGCACAAAAGUUCCUUAUGAGCUACAAAAUGGGCAAGCACUUAUCACCUUUGAAAAAGAAGAUGUUGCCCAAAACGUGAUAAGAAUGAGGAAACAUCAUGUGCAGAUAGACGAUGUAAACGUGGAAGUUAUAGCCAAGCCGGUUCCGUUAAACUCAGGAGUCAGAUUCCAGGUUCACGUAGAAGUUUCUAAAAUGAAAAUCAGCGUUACUGGCAUUCCUGACGAAUUGCCUGAAGAUCGGAUGAGAGACAGACUAGAACUGAGCUUUUGUAAGUCCCGAAAUGGAGGCGGAGAGGUGGAAUGCGUGGACUACGACAAGCGGUCCGGAAGUGCUGUCAUCACGUUUGUGGAAAUCGGAGUUGCUGACAAGAUUUUGCAAAAGAGAGAAUAUCCUCUUUAUAUAAAUGACAGCUGCCAUAGAGUUACUGUUUCUCCUUACGUAGAAAAGCACUUGAAAAAGUAUCAGGUAUUUUCAGGACAAUCUAAGAAGACAGUGCUUCUGACUGGAAUGGAAGACAUUCAGCUGGAUGAAGAAAUUGUGGAGGAUCUAGUUGGCAUUCACUUCCAACGGGAGAAGAAUGGCGGCGGCGAAGUGGAUAUGGUCAAGUGUUCUCUAGGCCGGUCUCACAUAGUCUAUUUUGAAGAAGAGACUGAUGGGACCCAAUAAAGAGUCUAGCUUUUGAGCCCAUAUCACUGUAAAUGUUUGACAAAAAUGAAUAUCCUUUCCCUUAAAAAGAAACUUUUAGUGUUCAUUUAUUCUUGGAUUCCAAAUGUAUUUCCAUGUUUUUGAAUUCUUUUUUGUCUCAAAUGGUGCUGCAUGUUUUCCACUGCAAUAAGUACACUGUAUUAAAAAACAGCUCUGUUUAUAGAUUAUGUGAACUGAUGCCAUGUCUGUUGAAAUUCACCAUAAGUGAUCCAGAUGUCCCCCUGCCCGUGUUGGCUCAUCUUGUCACAGUCCUGUGAGCCAAUUUGGUCUUGGCCCGUGCUCACCAAUAUGCAGGCUUGACUCUUAACAUUUUCCAAGAGAAAUGCAGUUACAUUGAGCAGUUUGUGAUUUCUGUAAACUUUACAGAAGAUUCGAGGGCUUUUGAGAGGGAUCAUUUUCCCACUUUGUGUAGCAUUUCAGUCCACAGCUCCAAAGGUUCUGAGCACUGAAUGUGGUCUUUUUCUUGAACUUUCCUUCACCCAAGUGCCAAAUGUCCCGUUUCCUUUUGAGCCAUCCCCUCUACAAAUAGAAGUUGUAAAGACUAGCAUUUCUUUCUUUUAUAUGUAUAAUGGAAACAAUUGGUGAAAGAGGUUGAAAACUUUGGAAUAAAGAGAGAGGUAAAGACAAAGUUAGUGUCUCAUCACUCAUCGUGCUAAUGCUGGGGAACACAUUACCUGCUUUCUAGGGGCUUGAAGUUUAGUUGGAGAGAGACCCAGUUUAUUAGCAUCCCACUGUUUUUAAACUUGCAGAAACUUUAGUGAUAAAAUUAAAAGUGCCUAUUCAGAGAAGGUAAAAUUCUUUUUGGUAAGGAAUCUUUGGAUAGCUUUUAUUCUGAGGUAUGUUUCAUGAACAGCCAAAAGCAGAAUUAAAUUCAAUAAAAUUCUGGCAGAAAUGAAGUGCU